Messenger RNA from Acipenser ruthenus (sterlet), 2013 nucleotides. Its product is annotated as transmembrane protein 164. Bases 690 to 1631 code for a protein of 313 amino acids. NCBI's taxonomy places the organism in Eukaryota, Metazoa, Chordata, Actinopteri, Acipenseriformes, Acipenseridae. The record is from RefSeq and is a predicted model, not a curated record. The transcript is spliced from 6 exons.
AGAGGGUUAUGAAUAUGCAUGCGGGAAGAAACUGAACAAGACAGUUCGUAUUUACUUUGUGGUUCCGGUAGGACAGAUUGGUGGGAAAGUAUCUAGAUGAUGAUGAUGAUGGUGGUGUGCUUUAAUUAAUAGGUGACCACGGAUUUGUCAAGCAUAACCGCGCUGGAGUGGGCUUGCGAGCAUUUGUGUACCUCAACAUUGUUUUAAUUAAGGUCGGAUUUCAAAUCUAGGGCCUUUUUCACUUACAAUUUCGUCACUUUGUGGUUUGAACUUGAUUUACUAUAUUUAUUAUUUAUGGAAUGUAUUGAUCCAGUAAUAUUUGUACAUUUUUGAUAACGUGGAGACCGUAAUUCUUCUCGUGCAAUAAUUGCUCAGGGAGGCUUCGCUUAUAUGUUGUAUCUGCUUGAAUUACAAAACGGAUUUAAAUCUAUAUAUAUAGAUUAUUUGUUGUUGUGUUCUAUAUUCACAGUAAACAAUACAACCGUACCUUAACAUUUUGUACAACACGUGUCUUUUUUUCUCACCAUCUAAAUAUAAGUUUGGACAAAGUCCAAUUAAGUGGUCAAUCUUAAUUCAAACCGUUACAGUGUGUGCCUGUUUUUUUUUUUUUUUUUUUUUUUUUUUUUUUUUACCACCAUACCGGAAUAAAACAAAUAAUAAUAAAAAAAAACAGUUCAAUUUUGCGGUUGAUGAUUCGCCAGGAAGUUAAUGAAAUAGCGUCUCUGCUGUCUUGUGCACAUCUUCAAGACGAGAAGCGGAACAUGAGCAGGUAUACCAUCUACAGCCUGUUGGACUGGCUCUACGGGGGCGUGGACCCCAAGUUUGAGGGAAAUGGGGGGCCCGAGUGCGCGGCGUUUCUCUCCUUCAACCAGCGGCUUGGCGAGAGCAUUGUUAUCAUCUUGGCAUCCGCCAUAGAAAUCGUAAUAGCGCUGAGGAAAAUCCAGCAGUGUAAAGAACUGAAAGAAAUGACCAAGGCGGUGUGUGAACACAAGAAAGAGGAAAGCUUCGGAAAGAACCUGCUGCUGGUAGCGCUGUGUCUCACCUUCGGCGUGGAGCUCGGGUUUAAGUUUGCCACCAAGACUUUGAUCUACCUGCUGAACCCUUGCCAUGUUGUCACAAUGGUGCAGAUUUUCCUCCUUGCUUGUCCUCCAGGCAGACUAGCAACGAUCGUCUUUAGGAUGCAGGUACACAUGCUCAAUGGAGCGCUGUUGGCCCUUCUGUUCCCUGUUGUCAACACCAGGCUGCUUCCCUUUGAGAUGGAGGUCUACUAUGUCCAGCACAUCAUGCUGUAUGUCGUGACUGUCUACCUGCUCAGGAAAGGAGGCGUGUACACGGCAGAGCCUCUAGGGGAUUUCUCGUGGGCUCUGCUUUCCUCUGGACUCCUGUUCUUCUAUCACUUCACCUUCCUGCAGACCUUGGGACUGGUGACUGAAGUGAAUCUGAACAACAUGCUGUGCCCGGCAGUGUCGGACCCCUUCUACGGGCCCUGGUACCGGGUGUGGGCGACGGGACACCAGACCGCCCUGACGCUGCUCCACGGGAAGAUCCUGACAGGGCUGUUCCACUGCGCCGUGCCCUCCUACCAGUACCUUCUGGACGGGGUCAGACUGAGGACUAAGAAAAUUGACUGAGCCUUGGCUGACUUCCACACUUUCAUGUAGAAAAGAAAAAACACACCAUUUCACUAGCCAGUAUUGCUUUACAGAUUGAGGGUGUUUUUAUUUAAACUUGUUUAUUUCAGUGUCAGUAAACUCGAUGCAUCACUUCCUGUGCUAGAAUACUGGCACUGGGAUUAUUUUUUUGGGGGGGGGUAUGUUCUUGGUAGUGAAAGGAGUAUUGUUUUUGAAUGUGCUUUAAAAUGACUUGCAGCAGUUCACUUUUUUAAUGGAAGUCAGUCUUACUGUUCAGAAUGCUCUCUGCAGUUUUUUGUUUUGUUUUUGUUGAAACAUGAAAUGGGCCAACACUCCAUGGAGGGGUGCAGUAGCCCCAGUUGUUUUAAAUAUAUAUAUAUAU